Nematocida minor is the source of this 933-nucleotide messenger RNA. RefSeq lists its product as uncharacterized. Gene Ontology annotation, molecular function: ubiquitin binding. The transcript has a single exon. Gene Ontology annotation, biological process: mitotic spindle assembly checkpoint signaling. Lineage: Eukaryota; Fungi; Microsporidia. Bases 1 to 933 code for a protein of 310 amino acids. The record is from RefSeq and is a predicted model, not a curated record. Gene Ontology annotation, cellular component: mitotic checkpoint complex; kinetochore; bub1-bub3 complex.
AUGACCAAACAAAAUAGCAGCAUAUCCACCGUAGAAUUUAAGAACAACCUGAUAUAUGGCCUGUGGGACGGAACUGUAAGAAUAAUGAGCAAAGAAGAGAGCAGCCGCAUAGACCUUAACUCGCCAGCCACUGCGAUAUGCUCCACUGAAGAUGCAGUCUACAUAGGCACGGCGCACGGGGACGUGUGGGACAUAAGAAACAAAAAAGUUGCAAAAAUACUAAAAGCAAACGGCUCCAUAAAACACACAAACAUUUCGCUGGAGGCGGUUGUGGGAAUACAUAAGUACAAAGACAGCUCCAUAAUAGUCAUCUACAUCUUUGGAGAAAUAUCCAUUUAUGACACAAAUGCCCACAAGAUAUCUAAAACAGUAAAAAUUGACGGAAAAGUGUCAAACAGCUAUCUAGAAGAAGAAAAACUCGUUUAUAUUGUAGACGGGAAGGUGGUUGAGAUAUACGACAUAAAACUGGACCGAAUUACAAAGAUAAAAUCCCUGCUCUCCAACACAGCAAUAGACCAGAUCAUGUUCAUGCAGAACACAGAGCAGAAUACAAUAGUGUAUUCUACGCCAGUUGGGAAAGUGUGUGUAGACUACGCCAAUAGAGCAGGAACAGGGUUUGUGUUUAAGGCACACAAAACAGAGACAGAGAACAGAGAAGUCUACUAUCCUGUUACUCUAAUGAAGGCCAUCAGCGCCACGAGGAUACUGACAGGAGGAGGAGACGGCAAUGUCUAUUUGUGGGAUGUAAAAGAAAAAACGAAAAUACAAACCGUCAUUUCAACAGGAAAGUGCAUACUCAUGGGAGACAUCAAAUACGAUGAAAACAGGCAGCCCGCUGUAUUAAUUCUCAUUCUGUCAGAGAGAAUUGAAAGUCUCUGUGAGAUAGACGGGCUCACAGAAAUAAUGGAAGUGCCACUUGCAAAGCAUCUGUGA